This is a messenger RNA of Vittaforma corneae ATCC 50505, 675 nucleotides long. RefSeq lists its product as uncharacterized. The record is from RefSeq and is a predicted model, not a curated record. The transcript has a single exon. The coding region runs from base 1 to 675 and encodes 224 amino acids. Lineage: Eukaryota; Fungi; Microsporidia; Nosematidae.
AUGAAAAAGUAUAAAGAUUUUAAUAAAAUAUGGAAAAUAAAGGAAUACCCCACUGCGGAGCCGAUCGUGCAUAUUGCAUUUUAUGCCAUUAGGCUUACCCUUUUUAUACUUAUCCGUUUACUGAAUCCUGAACUUAUAGUGCGUUCUAACAAAAUGGUGGCAGCUGCAAAUAAUUAUAUUCUAAAGUAUUCGCUCUCGCUAUUCCUGCUGUUUUAUGUCCUUUACUGCCUGCUUACAGGAAAUAUCUACGGAUAUUGCCUGUCCGUUGUUUUAAUGUUCCACAAUUUUCUAUUUACACUUGUAAUAUCAAUACUAGCACGUUUUGAUGCUGAUAUUAAACUAAAAUACUGGGCCAUUAGCAUUGCAAUGUCGAUAACGUACGUUAUUGAGAUAGGCUUCACCGUGUUUUUCAUAUACAAAAGAAGGGUUGAGAACAGCAGAUCCAUCUUUCAGAAAAUAGGUGCCGAUCCGAAAAUCAAUGACAUAUAUUCAAUACGGCAAAGACUUCAAACGUUUGGUGUGAUAAAUCUGUUUAUUCCCAUUUUGAUAAUACAGAAGCUAUACUUAAUUCCAGAUCAGUUUGAGCUAAAGUCGGAGAUGGUUACUAUUGUGGUAUUGGUGUUGACAGGAUGCAGCAUGUGUUUGUCUAUACAAAGUUUCAUGGCGAAGAUCUAG